Cimex lectularius (bed bug) is the source of this 1452-nucleotide messenger RNA. RefSeq names its product radixin-like. Gene Ontology annotation, cellular component: filopodium; cytoskeleton; apical part of cell. Bases 156 to 1235 code for a protein of 359 amino acids. Lineage: Eukaryota; Metazoa; Arthropoda; Insecta; Hemiptera; Cimicidae. Gene Ontology annotation, biological process: regulation of gliogenesis; positive regulation of protein localization to early endosome; regulation of cell shape. The transcript has a single exon. Gene Ontology annotation, molecular function: actin binding; cell adhesion molecule binding. The record is from RefSeq and is a predicted model, not a curated record.
AAUAGCGGGAUAGGUGGGACCAUCAAACAUAGUGGGGCAGGCUCCAUAGACCACCGUCCAACUGCGCGUUUCCAGUUCCUCUCCGGGCCCAAAUCCCAACAGAAAACUCUUCGAUAUUUUAGUGAUGUGCUGUAUGCUACACCAGAACCCGACUGAUGAACGUGUUAACGAGAAAAGAAAGGACAUACACGUUCUUGAUAAAUUACCUCGGAGGUGUAUUGACUUUGGAACAAAGCAUAAAGGUAACUGGUAAAGAACUUUUUACAUUCGUGUGCACUUGUUUGGGGGUAGUCGAGUAUUGGUACUUCGGACUACAGUAUGAAACGUCAAAGAAACGUUCCAUGUGGGUACGCCCUAAUACAAAAAUAUACUCACUGGUGCGGAAAUCCGGCACACCGUUGUUCUUCCUCGUCAAAUAUUUCCCGGAGGAGAUCGGGAGAGUGAACGAAGAGAUUACGCUCUCUCUCAUAUAUAAACAGAGCAAGGGCAGCAUCGUCUCCGGAGCGAUCUUUUGCACACCGGAGACCAGCAUACUCCUAGGAUCGUACACGCUCCAAGCCGAAUAUGGCGAUUGGCCAUGCGUCGACUACAAAAAUUUGAAUUUGAGCUCGAUAUUGCCAGCCGCUGUGUUAGAGCAGUACACCAUGACCCAUAAAAACUGGUCGGAAAGUCUUCGAGCAUGGCACAAGGACCAUCAAGGGCUGACGAAAAAAGAAGCCCAGUUAGAAUACAUGAGAGUUGCCCAAUACCUCGGGAUGUACGGAGUCAAUUAUUUCCCGACGAAAUGGCAGGGGAACUCUGCAUGGCUCGGCAUCCACCCAAAAGGAAUCAACAUUUAUAUGGACAACAUGUUAGUACCGAAAACAUGUCUCAAAUGGAUUUUCAUCCGUAUGGUUCACUACUCUUGUCACAAAUUUAUAAUAAAAACGGUCCUGACGCACACGCCGGAAUUCGUGUUUUCAAUGAAGACAUUACGUAUGACGAGGCAGGUUUUCGAAUUUUCCGUCGGCUACCAUCACCUUUACCUGCGAACCAGGUCUCUGACGUCUAUCGAAGUUCACAAGGUGCCGGAAGACGACGUUCUGGAUACGGAAAAGUUCAAGGAAGUGAGUGAAGAAAUUUGCCAGAACGAAACGGCCUCAGCGCCAAAUUCAAUGUUCAGAAGAUUUUCACAAAGAUUUCAAAAGAAAACUGAAUUGCCUGUAUUGAACGAAGAGGAGGAACAUUUAAUAUGAAUUCUCGCAAUAUGCUUCAACAAUAUCAAUCGAUAUGACAAUUCAAUCAAAACAAUUUGCCAAGAAUUAACUUUAUUGUUAAAAAUUUUCCUUUCAUAAAUAAAUUUUUAAAAUGAUGAAUAAUUUAUCUGUAAAGGUACCGGGUCCGAAUCCAGGGCCCUGCAUUUGAACCUGGCAUACUUACAGAUGGGCUUUUUUUUUUUUUUUUCAAAAAUAC